CACCCUUGCAAUCUCUCAUCACCAUCGCCGGCCUUUACUUCGUUGCGCUCAUCCUGCACAAUGGCAUGACGCCUUCUCCUCUCAAUCCAGAGCUAUAGCAUGGCCGCCCGACUUGCCCUUCCUUGGCAGCGAGCUAGUCGUAGCACGACGUCAGGCCUUUUGCCGCCUCCAUUAUCAAGAGGCUACUUUCACCCACAUCCACCGGGAGAGCGCAAAUCUCCAAAGAAGCCGCGCAGAUCAAAGGAUGGGGUGAAGCGCAAUGGGAGGGGUAAAGACAGCUAUGGCGCAAAGCCUGCUGCCGACCUUCCCCGCCUCAACAUGUCCCACCUGCAGCAUCUUUCUCCCCUCCCUUCACCUGCGCUCGCUACCACGACAGCUUCCGAGCGCGCUGCCCGCCUUUCUCGGCUCUUCACGCUGCUCGAUGCAGGGCACUCAGCACCCUUCGCCGAACUGGAAGCCGCUUUCAGGGACGUUGUAGUACAUCUACCCGGAGGUGCCUCUCUCCUCUCGGUGGAGGAGACGCGCUCACUCCUCGCAAGGCUGGACGGCCGACACGACCUGGGAACGGGCAAAGCCUUGGAAAUGGCUCGCAUGCUCACGACCUGCGCACGUACGGCGAGGCAGAGAUUGGAGGAAUACGGCGGGUCACCGCGCGAGGUCCAGGAGUGGCGACGCUUGUUGGGCGCACAGACGACGGCGAGGACUUUGGUGAUGCUCAUUACGCGUGGGUCGUGGAUGGUCGGCAAGUCGGACGUGGUGGAGGCCAUGGAAGCUUUGCGAAUGCUGGAUGAAGAGAGACCGAUCAGCAGAUCGCAGUCAAGGGGCAGCCGGCUGAACCUUUUGUUGGACGUCGUGGCGCGGGCGGCGUACGAUCAGAAGGGGGAGGCAGGUGAGCUCGCAGCGGAAGACCAUGUUCCAGGACACACAGAGGAGCUCCUUGACCCGGAAAGCCAUCCGCUCAAGCCUUGGACUUGGCCUGUUCUCACCGAUCCAAACAGGCCCUUAGACGUAGCUACGGCUGCGGCGGUGUUCGAACGCAUUUGGACGACCAUGGAGACUGAGGGCAUGGGGUUCAAAGCCUUUUCGUAUGCCUCGAGGCUCAAGAUGGAGGGCAAGAAGGCGCGAAGCGAACUGCUGGCCAGCCUUGCAAAGUGGGCUACCGGCCGCCCAGGAGCGCAGUCGUCUGCCACCGCAGAUGCUAAGAUCUUCGGCUUCGACCGGGUCCGCCAAAGCCUUGUAGAAGCCCACGACUUCGGCCUGCUCUCUGCAGCACACAUACACGAAGCUCUUGGACAGUAUUCGAAGCUGUCCUUUGCACUGCGAGAAGCCAUGACAGAGCUACGCGUUGAUGAACACAGGCACCAGCCGAUCCUGCGAUCCCUACUCGCCGCUCAGUCUCAACGCGAGGCAGAGCGUGCCUUCAUCUCAAGAUCCAGUGUCACUGCUGCAUCACCGUCGUCCACGCUGCUGCUACCGUCAGUUGAUGAGCAGAUACGCCAAGUCUACGAAGCGCUACGCUGGAACACUGUGCGAAGCGAGAUGGCUCUGUUGCGCGCGUCGAAGGAGAGAGCGGAGGGUGAAGCAGCAAGGCAGAGGAAGCCUACUGUUUUCGAACAGCUAUUCGGCCUCACACCAUCACUCGGCAGGCCUGCUACGUCAAUCGCUGCAGCGACUGACCACGAGGCAGAGCCGUACCCACAGCCGGCAGGGGCGACAGCGGAGGAGGUAGUUCCGCUCCUGGGCAUCCCCUUACCCUCCCAUAUUCACGCGACGUCAAUGACGCAAGAGGUGCUCAUACGCCACUACGCCCUCGUCAGCGGAGACUUCAACGCAGUGCAAGAGGUGGUGGAGGACUAUCGCUCUUCCCUCGACCCUGGCGUUGCGCCGCCGAAAAUCACGAGCCUCUUCCUCCGCCAACACGGUCAGAACGAAGAGGAGGGAAGGGAGAGCGAACACCAUCCGUUGCGCGUUGGGACCCUCUGCUCCGUCAUUCAAGGCUUUUCAUUCCGUGGCGUACCUUUUGUCCUGUCCUACGAGGAGGAUGAAAGUGGGCGAAGACGAGAGGUUUGGCAUCCUCGCGAGGACUUACUGACGGAUGGAGAACAUCCCAGCCUAGCUUGGAACAUCAAUCACCUUAAUACCUACGUGGAAGAGCUUCUCAUGCUCAAGCCUCGUACUGCGGCUAUGCGGAUCAAGGAGGCAGAGCGGGAGAAAGAGAGACAGAGAUUGGCCAACAUCACGGUCAAGGCCACAAUCUCCAAGCUUAGAGAGAACGGGCCGAGCACUGCUGGGGAUGAGAGUCAAUCUCGUCGCGAUGACGCCUCUUCUCCGGCUACGUGGGAGACGCAGCUUGAUUUGUCCCCUUCACCUCGGCAGGUCUUCUUCAUCCUGACGGCGCUGCGACGUUGCAUGGGGGACGAGCACGACGGGCGAGUUCUCGAUGUGUGGGAGAGAUUGGAGGCCAAGUUCGGAUACCGCAGCAGGCUUCAUGGCGCGGCAGAGACCUCUUCGUCAAAGACGACGGAGCAGCAUAGUCGUCCCAAUGCUUUCGGGUGGCGCGGCUGGCGUGUUGACAAUCGUGUGCGGAGACUGGUCGACUUUCUGAAGGAGAGGGAGGAGGAGAGAGGAAAAGAGGUGCAGAGAAGGUUGAAGGAGGAGAGUGAUGACCAGGAGUAUCCUCAAUUGUAAUAUAGCACUCAAUCAUGAGAUUCAUUGCACGCUUC
This is a messenger RNA of Jaminaea rosea, 2723 nucleotides long. RefSeq lists its product as hypothetical. The record is from RefSeq and is a predicted model, not a curated record. NCBI's taxonomy places the organism in Eukaryota, Fungi, Basidiomycota, Exobasidiomycetes, Microstromatales. The coding region runs from base 100 to 2688 and encodes 862 amino acids. The transcript has a single exon.